CAGAAGAAAAUAGAAGUACGCAGCUGGCAGGCAGACUGUGAGAAUUUCGAAGAUUGUUUUCGCUGAAAUUAGCCAAAAAUGCCUUAUUACGGAUUCAUGGAUGGACAGUCGACGGGCAAUGACUGGGUUAAGACUGCGUCAGGGUGGAAGAAACUGGUCGCAUUGAGAGAAAAUCUGCACAGACAUAUCAAGAAAAUCGCUCGUGAACGAUUCCACAGUUCAUGCAGCAAUGACUCUUCUGAAGAGGUACGCAGUGAGCAUCAUCACAAGGAUGGAGGGAUAGUUAACAGAGAUAAGGAUUGGGCACGGAGCCAAAGUUGUGAUGCAGUUGAGAAGUGGUCGGAGAGUGAAAGUCAGAAGAUGCACAGUGAUUAUCAAGAGAUAGACAAGCCGCAGACUUCAUUCGUUUUGAUCCAUCGAUCAGCUGGGGCCAGAGGUAUGUAUUACACAAUUGGGGAGAUGAUCUGCAAGUUGGACCUCACUGGUGCAGUAGGAGACCAUAGGAGAUUCAACUAUGUGUGCAGGCUUCUAGAGUUGAUUGUAACGUCUCGUUUCUCGUCUUUGAGUGGCUUGGCUCAGAAAGAGCUCCUUACUGUUCUUGAAGAACUCGUUAAUCUUGUCAGCGUGACGCAUCACAACAUGGAGCAAGUCAGGAGAAUACUACAUGGGGCUAUUGUUGCCAUGAACAACAGUUUUGCAUCUCACAUUGGUUGCCGAGCAACCUGGACUUGGCGCUUAGAGAUGCUCCAGGGCUUGUUGGAGAAAUUGGAGAGUAUUCAAAUCAGAGAGAGAGAUGAUGAUGGACUGUUGAAGCUGACUGAUCUCCCUGAUGAAGUCUUGAGUAGAAUCCUUAACCAUCUGAGUGAUCAUAGAGAUAUUGUCAACGUUGGUAAAACAAACUACCGCAUGUACAUUGUGGCUACGGAGAAUUUCCUAUGGAAGGAUCUGUGUCAAUAUCAUUUUACACACAGUCAGAUACAGGCAGUUGGCCAACAAGGUCCUGUGGAGACUGACUGGAAGUUAGCGUACAGCAAGCUACAUAAAAGACAUCCACUGCAUGAGGAUUAUGCUGAUUUAUUGCAGUUAUGCGCUUACUGUAACUGCCUCUUCUGGAGGAAUGGUGGUCACCCCUGUGCCAAGGAGCUUCUGCCAGAGGGAGAUACACGUCUAAUACAGAGGCCAGAACUACUCAUCAACUUCGAUAUCAAUCCUCAACAGUUCCUGGACCUCUUUCAAACUUGUGGAAACUUCUCCAGGGCCCGUUAGCCUUUUUAGGAACAUUCUGCACAAUAUAUGGGAGGAUGUUCUUGUACAGGAACAAAGGAAAGAACAGAAUAUAGCAUAGCAUGAAGAAGAAUAUGUGGACUAUACUGUACAUAAAGAAAAUCAGUGUUGGUGUUGUUUUGUUGCUCUGUCUGGGUAAAAUCAGCAGUAGUUUCUUGGCAGAGAAUUUUGCUGGACAGGUUCAAGCACUUUACUGUGCAUCUCAACAGUUCUGUUCUGUGACAAAGCAAUGCUGCACUAAUUCUUGGAUUUUUGUAAAAAAAAGAAUUCUGGAGGUUAAGUUUUGUAAAAUUUAAAUGGUGUUUUAAAAAGUAAUAGAAAUAAUAAUAUACUACUACAUGUAUACUAUAAUAUAUCAUGGUAGCAUAGAUUAUUAUGACUUUAACUAAAUACUGAACAGAUUUUUUCACUUGUGCAUGCAGGAUAUAAUUUUUUUAGAUUUUGUAUAAACAAAAUUGAUGAAUGAUGCAAUGGUUAUUGAUCAGUAUGUUUUGUUGGAAGAAGUGAAUGUAUAUUAUUGGAUGUUUCUUCUUAAAAUGUUGAUGGUUAAGGGUUGGUAUAUUUAUGGCAAAUUGUCCGAUUUGAAGCACUUUAUCCACAAAUGAAGCCGUAAAAAUGAAGUUGUAUACAACGUAAAAAGUAGGCUCAAUAAAUAUGGAUUUUGAAUUUUACAACUUGAAAAAAAUAGAUUUCAAAGUAAUUGUAUCCUUGUUUAGAAAAAAGUUGCUGUGAACUUUCAAAAGCCUGAUUAUUCCUCAUAAUGGACAGUAUGUCUUCUGCAGUUAAUACAUCUUUUCUGACUACAAAAAUGUGACAAAUAAUUGGUAAGGCUACUGGCUUUAUAUUUCCAUAAGUUUUUCUUUCCCUGAAAGUUGGGCUGGGUAACGGUAGUUUUACCAAGGAACUUCUUAACCCCUUAAAAUAUUGAUUUUAUGUUUAUAGUGUGACAUUCGAUUGCUUGUAUAAGGGUAGAUUCCCUGUGUAUUUUUCGAAGAAAUACCACUGCAUGCUGCACAUUUUUGUUUGGUUACUGUUUCUGGUGAAUUAUAGUUGGGAGUGAAAACAUUCUGGCUGCAAAUCAUCUUAAAGAGUAUACUUUGCACAAGUAAGACAUUUUAAAAAGUUGUGUAGUCUCAAGAAGUAUUUUCUUUCUUUGUCACUAUAGCCUACAUCGACUUAGUUACGUGUGCGUUUUUCAUCUUUCUUGAGAUUUAUACUUUUAAAAAGUGUGCGUUAUAAGGUAGUAUAUGGUAGAGCCAUGGUGUCUCUUGAAAGCCUUGACUAUGACGUCAUGAUGUCGUCAUAGUCGUCAUGGAUUCAAGUCUUUAUAACAACCGCAUACCUCACUGAGGAUGGUGUUAAACACAUCCAUCGUGCCUCACAAUAGCCUAUUGUACUAUCAACUAAAUAAACUAUAUAGCGCCAUUGUUCCACACCUUGGUGGUAGCUUUAUACGCACAUCGCACAUGCUGGUAGUUUAAUAAUAUUAACAUGCAGAUUCUUAAUUCUGCCAUUUUUGUUUAGAAUACAUGGACUGCACAUGACGUCAUUGACCGCCAUUAUUAUUUUCAUUUAAAACAACGGAAAAGUGCACGCAGCCACGCUGCUCAGUCAAAUUGACGUGUGCGAAUUACGAUGGCUGUCAAUGCAAGGGGACUAUUAAUUUGACAACACUGUUUUUUUUUUU
Molecule: messenger RNA, 2971 nt
Organism: Asterias rubens (European starfish)
Lineage: Eukaryota; Metazoa; Echinodermata; Asteroidea; Forcipulatida; Asteriidae
Product: F-box only protein 25-like
Exons: 9
Coding region: 79-1266 (395 amino acids)
Biological process (GO): protein ubiquitination
Cellular component (GO): SCF ubiquitin ligase complex; cytoplasm; nucleus
Molecular function (GO): protein binding
Source: RefSeq, a predicted model, not a curated record